CCCUUUCUUGUACCUGCCCAGGGGUGAAUUUGCAGUCAAGAAGUUCAACCAUUUACCUCUUCUGAUGCUUGCAAAAAGAGAUCACAGCGCAGAUACAGAAAUACACAGGUGAUUGCCAUGAGAGGUGGAGAAAGCCUCACUGCUUGCAAACACUGAUCCUUCCUCCUGCAGCUUCCUCACUGAAUCCCACCCAGUUCAUGCCACAGGAUGAGCAACUUAACGAAGAGCAAGACAAGACUGCCAAGAAAUGCUAUCCAUCACAACUGAAAAUGUUACACAAUUUUACAACGUCGUGACCACCCAUCAGCUGACAGUCAGUCCAGGAGAUUUCCACAAUAAUUCAGAAGUGCAUCAGCUGGAACAAUAUGAAUGUAUUAAUGAAGACAUAGAGAAAUGGCUACAGGAUUUUCAGCUUAUAUUCCUCUGGUUAAUAUUUAUUCUGGGAGCAAUAGAGAAUUCUUUCGUCCUCAUCGUCCUGUGUUUCCACAAGAGUCGCUGCACAGUGGCUGAAAUUUACCUAGCAAACAUGGCACUUGCUGACCUAAUGCUCGUUUGUACUUUACCUUUCUGGGCCAUUAAUAUUUCUAACAAUUUUGAAUGGCCUUUUGGCCUGUUCCUCUGUAAAGUUGUCAACAUAAUGAGUUACAUGAACUUUUAUUCCAGCAUUUAUUUCCUGACAAUGGUGAGCAUCGACCGCUAUCUGGCCUUGGUGAAAACCAUGUCUCUUGGCAGGAUGCGACGAGCUGUCUGUGCCAAAUGGAAUAGCUUUGUAAUCUGGUCGUGUGCCUUGCUCAUAUGUUCACCUGCUAUGGUGUUCCGAAAUAUAAAGUAUUACAAAGAAUACAACAUCACAGCCUGUGCUCUUGUUUACCCAGCCACGUACUGGGAGCCUGUAACCAACUGCUUGCUGAAUAUUGUGGGCUUUGUGAUCCCACUCAGUGUAAUUACCUAUUGCACUAUGCAAAUUAUCAAAACCUUACGAAGUAAUGAACUACAAAAACUGAAGGUAGUCCAGACAGAGAAGAAAGCCACCAUGCUGGUCCUUGCUGUGCUCUUGCUGUUCAUUGUUAGCUGGCUUCCAUUCCAGAUCAGCACUUUCAUUGACACAAUCCGUUACUUCUCACCCAAGUCCAAAUGCCUGGAAGAAAUCAAUUACAUAGUGACACAGGUCACUACGUACUGUGCCUUUAGCAACAGCUGCCUGAACCCAGUCCUCUACGUAAUUGUAGGUAAGCACUUCCAGAAGAAGGCUGUGGAAUUCUAUAAGGGCUUGUUUCCAAAGAGGUGCAGAAAAUCUGAGUCUGUGCAGAUGGGAAAUUCCCUGGACACUUUAAGAACUUUCAUUUCAAGUGAAUGCUCAAGGCAAAAGUCUGGUUUUCCCUUACCAAAAUAGCACAAUUCAUUCAUAACAGGAAAGAGCAUAUCAACACAUCAGGCCCCACUAAUAUCCAUCUGCUGCUGCUCUACAGAAUAAACGUGUGGGAGUAUUCAUCAUUUGUAGGAAAUCAACAGUUUGAUCUUAGUGGAAGCUCCGUACAGAGACCUACUUCUGAUGUUAUGCAACAUUUUUCAUGAUUGAAUCCUACCUUGUAGCACUGUUACAUUUUCAUGGCUGGAUAAUAUUUGAUGCAUGUAUCAUUUGAAAUGUUUGCAUUUCUAAGGUGUGCGUUCAUGUACAAACAGUUCUUGGAACAGAGCCCAGUAUAUAAGCUAUUGCCAGGCUUGUGCAACUACUUAUGGUACCCAUAUAGUUUGUUAGACUACGUUUUUGAUAGGAAGGACUUGUAUUUAACUAGGUUCUGGUAAAUUAAUUCCAUAGGACUACUAUUCCAGUGUAUUUUUAGCAUCAUUUGGCUUUUAUAUUUUCUGUUCAGUUAUCCAAAACAGUUUUGGUUGUUUAAUUGACAACCUGUGCCUUUCUGCAACUUCUCUGCCUCUGCUAGAUACAGGUUUACACCAGCUUAUAUGUAUGGAAAGUAGCUCUACAAAGGAGAAUCAGAAGUGGAAGGGAGGCUGGAGCCAGCUGCAUGAAGUUAGCUUAGUUCUCUGUAGAAGAAAGUUCUUUACCCAUUUAGUGUCAGGAUAAAAGCAUUCACUUACUCCUUUUCAGAGGGUGAGUAUUAUUGACAUUCAAAUCUACACUUCUUCUCAGAGACUUAGUUUCUAGUGUCACAAAACU
Calypte anna (Anna's hummingbird) is the source of this 2179-nucleotide messenger RNA. It is a transcript of the gene BDKRB2, whose product is annotated as bradykinin receptor B2. The record is from RefSeq and is a predicted model, not a curated record. Gene Ontology annotation, cellular component: membrane. The coding region runs from base 248 to 1393 and encodes 381 amino acids. Gene Ontology annotation, biological process: smooth muscle contraction; immune response; neutrophil chemotaxis. The transcript has 3 exons. Gene Ontology annotation, molecular function: bradykinin receptor activity. Lineage: Eukaryota; Metazoa; Chordata; Aves; Apodiformes; Trochilidae.